GCACAUAGAUUUUGCCACUCUGAAUAACAACCUCCCCAAAAGGAUGAUGCGCUACAGUAACAACAUGUCUAAUAGUAGAAUCCAGAAAAUUCCUGAAGCAUUUGUUUCAGGCUCAGCUGCUGUGUUUGACCAACCAGUAUGGCAACGUCGGAGGACAACUGCUCCCACACACACUUGCACACACAUCUAUAAAGAGUUUUGGCUGUAAGGCAUUUGUGGUCCAGUUUUCUGGGGGAGAGUCAGGAACCAGCUGAGCUCAGGAUGGCAGACAAAAAGAUGUCAGCGAGCCGGAAAAACUAUCUCAAGAGUCUGCUACUGCAGAUUGGUGAGAAACUGUUGGAGGAGGAGAGGCAGGAGGCUGAGGAGGAUAAGAUGAGGUAUAUGGAAGAGAACUGCCCAACUCUUUCCCUUCCUGGCACAAUGCAAGAGUUACAGGAACUUUGUCGGAAACUUCACAAACAGAUCGAUAUGGUGGAUGAGGAGCGGUAUGACAUGGAGCUCAAGAUGACAAAGUCUGACAAAGAGAUUAAUGACCUGAAGUUGAUGGUGCAAGACCUGAAUGGAAAGUUUAAAAAGCCAGCUCUGAAGAAGGUUCGGAUGUCUGCCGAUGCCAUGCUGGCCGCUCUCCUGGGCUCCAAACAUAAAGUAUCCAUGGAUCUCAGAGCCAACUUGAAGCAAGUCAAGAAGGAAGUCAAAGAGGAGGAAAAGCCUGUAGGUGACUGGAGGAAGAACAUUGAGGACAAAUCUGGUAUGGACGGCAGAAAAAAGAUGUUUGAAACAGAUGCUUAAAUCUAAGAAGGUGAUUUGAUGUUGACCGUAGAAAAUGUGUUGUGAUAUGUAUUAUGAG
Synchiropus splendidus (mandarinfish) is the source of this 847-nucleotide messenger RNA. Its product is annotated as troponin I, fast skeletal muscle-like. Gene Ontology annotation, biological process: muscle contraction. The coding region runs from base 262 to 789 and encodes 175 amino acids. The record is from RefSeq and is a predicted model, not a curated record. NCBI's taxonomy places the organism in Eukaryota, Metazoa, Chordata, Actinopteri, Syngnathiformes, Callionymidae. Gene Ontology annotation, cellular component: troponin complex. The transcript is spliced from 6 exons.